AUGGCGGUGGGGAAAACAUGGUUUUGCGUGCUAAUCGUGGCGACGUGCAUCUACACGGCCAGCGUUUUCGCCGCCGAAUGCAAGGAAGAAGAGGUCGGACUCGUCUUUUCCCUGAAGGGACUUCUCAAGUGCAGGAAGAAGAAUAUCCUUCGCGAUACCCCAUCGCCCUUUUCAACUGGAAAGAAGUCAGAGUCCCGAUGACCAUUUCGCUUUGGCUCAUCGUCGCCAGCAUCGCCAAAAUCAGUACGUUCCUUGAGGUUUCGGGUUCUUAGGAUCUUAUUAACAGAAGCUGAAGCCUUAAUUAUGAUAACAGAACAAAAAUAAAACUUUUGCAGUCUUCAACAUCAUUCCACAUCUCAACGAAAUGUUUCCUGACUCGGCGUUGCUCAUCAUGAUCGGCCUCAUCAUUGGGAUUAUCUUCAAAAUAGCUGGAGUUAGCAGAGUAUGGAUUUGACAUUAUUCCAACUUUGAAGUGCUACAUUUGCGCCUAAUACCGAGUUUAUGACAGAACGCGUUUUUCUUGGAAAGCGAGGUCUUCAUGCUGUAUCUUCUGCCGCCGUUAGUUUUUGAUGCCGGUCUGUUUAGAGACUAUCCAAUUGGAAUACUCUUGCAUACAUAAGUUCAGGGUACUUCAUGCCUGCUCGUCAGUUUUUCGACAACUUCGGAUCCAUUCUCUGUUUCGCUAUGAUCGGAACCACCUUUAACAUCGUGGCGAUAGGUAACAUGCUUUUUCGCGUUUUCGUAGCCUCUUGAAAUUGCAGCUUUGUCGCUGUGGGCGAUCGGCCUCACCGGACUCUUCUCCGUAGAAACUCCAUUGGUCCACAUGCUUUUGUUCGGUUCCGUCGCCGCUGAUGUCGAUCCUGUUGCCGUCAUAGUCAUUUUCGAAGAACUUGGGGUCAGUCUUUUCCAUAGAGUCCUUCAUGUAUUGCGGAUGAAAUUUAAAAACUUGCAAAAACACUGCGGCGGGCUAAUUGAAAUCUUCAAUUGCUUUUGACAAACCUAUAUCGUAUAAGCAAAAAGUAGUUACAUAUGCGCUUUCAUUGAAGACCUGCAAACUUCAAACUUUGUCUGCCCAUUAUCUCUCGUGGAUCAGAAGAAAGUAUUGAACGAUUCUGGAUUCCUAGGUAAACGAUGUUCUUUUCAUCAGCGUCUUCGGCGAGUCUCUGCUGAACGAUGGUGUUGCCGUGGUUCGUCAGAAUCUUCCUAAACUGCGUACUGGAGAAACUCAGGUGCUCUACCGCAUGUUCCUGGUUUUUUCGGAAAUCGGCCCGGAGAAUCUCAUAACUUCGGACUACAUCAACGGAGGCGUAUCUUUUCUGGUGGUCGCGUUUGGAGGCAUUGCCAUCGGCCUCGUUUUCGCCUUCAUUGCAAGCUUCAUUACCAAGUAUGUCGGAUAUUAGAAUUGUUAUUUUAUUCUGGAAUCCCGUGAGUGUAAAUACUUCCAGAUAUUCUCGAGAAGUGAACAUUCUGAACCCAGUCUUCGUCAUCGUUCUGCCGUAUUGCUGCUACCUUUGUGGCGAAAUGUUUGGCCUCUCUAGUAUCAUGGCGUAAGUUCGUUAAUUCCUUCUGGAUUAACUCAUUUCUCAGUAUCGUCUUCUGCGGUGCUGCCAUGAAACAAUACAUUAAAGAGAACGUCCCGGAGAAAUCAGCCAUCGCCAUCAACUACUUCAUCAAGGUCUAUCAGUGAUUUGGUCUCGAUGUAAAACAUACUUUAUUAGGUGCUCUCGCUCUCCUCUGAGACGGUCAUUUUCGUGUUCCUGGGACUUUCAACCGUAUCUUCCAACCAUCACUGGGACACACCGUUCGUCGUUCUGACAGUCGUUUUCUGCUUGAUCUACAGAACAUUGGGAGUCGUCGUCAUGUGCUACAUUCUCAACAAGUAUCGGCUUAAUAAAUUCACCAAGGUGAACGAAAAUAUAGACAGAGAUAGAAUUUGCUCCAAGCUUCGAAGAUGGUUCAUAACAAACGGAAAAUACUCAGGUGGAUCAAUUCAUUAUGGCUUACGGUGGUCUGCGGGGGGCCAUCGCCUACGGUCUCGUAGUGGCCAUUCCAGACUUCAUUCCAGCCAAAAACAUGUUCGUCACCAGCUGCAUUAUCGUCAUUUACUUUACUGUCUUUUUACAAGUUUUUGAACCCAAAAAAAUUGAGUAGAACAAAGAAUUGCAGGGCAUAACUCUCAAGCCAAUAGCCGAGUUCCUGCAGGUCGAGAAGAAAAAUGUCCACAAGAUGAACAUGACUGAGCACAUCUACCACGAGGUAUGAUUUUCUCAUAAAGUUCGUGUUCAACCGUAUAAAAGUAUAGCUGAUUGACUACACCAUGGCCGGUAUGGAAGACAUCGCCGGUUUCAAAGGACACCACUGGAUUCGAGACACGUGAGUUACCAGAAAAAUGCUGCCUUUUUAUGAAAUUUUUUUUCAGGUGGCAAUAUGUGAACAACACCUAUCUGAAGCCUAUCCUAGUCAACAAAGAGAAGAUGAAGCAAAUGGACAAGACCAAGAUUGUUAGAGCAUUCAAGCAGCUACAACUGCAAGACGUCAAAGAUUUGGUGAAAGUGAGUUUUAAUUGUUCUAGAAAAAAAGGCUUAAUCGAUCACAGGGCGGAGGUGACUUCGCACGAAACCAAGUUUUCGUGCAGGCACUGAUUGACCACACUCGCAGCCGAGCCAACACAUUAGGGUGAUCAGAGAAUUGAAAGGACAAAGAAACUUUGAUAACUUUAGAAAUCACUCUGAAUCUGCAACACACAUACAUAUCCAGCGUCAAAUCAGGGUCAGUCCAAAAUAUUGCAGAGAGAAAAUUGAUGGACCUCUCAAAGGAGAGGGAAAAACAUGUACUCCUCUUUCAGGAGCAACAUGGAAUCUCAGUAUACGAUAAUCACGAGCAAAUGGGACGUCGACAAACGGGAGAUUUUGGAAGGAGUCCUCCACAAUACAAUUUACCCGUGUGA
Molecule: messenger RNA, 2947 nt
Organism: Caenorhabditis auriculariae
Lineage: Eukaryota; Metazoa; Nematoda; Chromadorea; Rhabditida; Rhabditidae
Source: the annotation of a GenBank genome assembly